This is a messenger RNA of Leishmania braziliensis MHOM/BR/75/M2904, 1821 nucleotides long. RefSeq lists its product as hypothetical. The record is from RefSeq and is a predicted model, not a curated record. The coding region runs from base 1 to 1821 and encodes 606 amino acids. The transcript has a single exon. Lineage: Eukaryota; Euglenozoa; Kinetoplastea; Trypanosomatida; Trypanosomatidae.
AUGUCACGAAGCGUAUCGCCCUCGAGCCCAUCGCCCCGGGUUACCAGGGUGAGCUUGGAAACGAUCGAGAAGCUGCAAGAUGCGUGGAGCAAGCGGUAUGAAACACUGCGCGGCCCACCACCCCCGCCGCUUCUCAAUUCUCCUCGGUCCCUUCGUGCCUGUGCUUUAGCAAAUGUGAACCCGCAAUCCACCUUGCAGAAGCUGUCGCUCAAGCAGCACCUGUUUUGCGUCCUAGGCAAUCCACACAUGCUCAGCACGCUCCCAGACUCGGGCACCGCAGAGUACCGGGUACUGAUGCAGUCUGCCUUGCGCUGCUUUAGCGAGGCAGCUGUGGGACUCGGCACGUCGAAAGAAAAGCUUGCCGCCUUCAUCGCCUUCAAGAACCAAGAGGAGCUUCGCGUGCCCCAGCUGGCGUCGCUACGAGAGCUCCGACGUCAGCUAAUAGCUAAAGAUGUCCUCGCCAAGCGAAAACGUCAUGAGGAACAGCCUGACGACGCAUCCUCUAUGCCGAUUUGCAACGCCUCCUCGGCUUACCGGAAUGCCGAUGGCCACACUGCACCUCAUCACCCCACGUCGAGGAGCAGCUUGCUGCGGUCGCCGACGCUGGAGGAGAACCUGCUGUGGUGCCAUGGCUGCUCCGCGCGUCACUGGGCGGAUGACAGUCCCACGGGUUCGCAAAGUGCUCGCGAGCCGUCACCAUGCCACUCCUUUUUGGCAUCUGUUUCUUUCGUAGCGGAAGAAGGAACUGGCGAAGAGGAUGACGAGGGCGCCACCGGUGUCGGACGGUUUGAUUUGUCGCCAACGCCGAGUCCAUCCGGGAAGCUCCCCUACAAGCCCCGUGACGUCUCCUUGCUCAGCAGCUAUUUCGCGAACCGCAACAUCCAGAGCAACGGAAGUAACCCAUCCAAUGCCCUGCUUCCUAUUUCCACCCCUGGCACGCCGUCUCCAUCUUGGCGAGGUGUCACGAGCGUGGCGAGGUCAUCAAAGCAGCCUGUUCGCUCACCUCAGCCGCUCUUAGAGGUGGACAGCAGUCUUGACACCAUCAUUGAUGUGGACAGUGGAUGUGUACUCGUCAGAGGAACGACAAAAGGCUCCGCGGGGCUGCGGUCAGUAACAGAGCAGGAACUCAGCAUUGUGUCGAUCAACACCAGUCAAUUCGAGGAACUGUUGAACAUUGACGAGCCAGCGACCUCGUCUCCCCAGACGACCAUUGCGCAACUCUCUACAGCGGCAGUACUGGCGGAAAUCCAGGAUCAUAUGCAUCAUAACCCUCGAUCACAGCACACAGUGAUGCUAUUUCAUGAAUCGGGAGAAAAGACAAAUCGUGGGCCUGCAGCAGCGACGACAGCGGGCGAGGCGGUCAAUGUGACCAUACCGCAGCUCCCCGCAGAGCUGCCACCGGCGCCACCAAGUCAGUCGUUGACGCCGAGAGGGAUUCGUGGUUAUACAACCCAUACAAACUUCGCUUCUUUGAUAGUGCCCAAUAUGCAUGCUCGACCUGUGGCACCCCCAGCAGAGGUGAAGGCUGUGCCAACUUCUCUUUGUAUCGUUGAAGCCGCGAUGUCCCGCUCUGAAAAGCACACGGAGAUGGCGUGCGCGAAGCAGAACGUGGUGACCUCAACGACGGUAAUACCGACCAAAUCUCCCGCUUCUGCGAACUCAGCUGACGCGCCCGCGCAAUCGCGGCUGCGUUUACCACCUACGAUUACGAAGGCGGAGGAAAGCGAGGGAUUCCUGUACUACUGCGCCAACCCGUCGCACAGUGAAAUGAGUUUCUACGCAGGUGGCCGCGAUCUCUUCGCCUUUACAGUGAAUGUGUAG